UUGCAACUCUACUCCGAUAUCGAGAGAUUACUAACUGAGACAGUUAGACAAUCGCAAGAUGCCUGGGGUGGUUUAAGAGACUGGACAGAAGUUGAGGGAGCAUGGGUUCUUAAACCACGAAACUCAACCCCAAAAUAUGUUGUACAUUUUGUUGGUGGAAUUUUUGUUGGAGCUGCACCUCAGCUUACAUAUCGCUUGUUUUUGGAGCGCCUUUCAGAGAAGGGUAUUUUCAUCAUUGCAACACCCUAUGCCAGUGGAUUUGACUAUUUCUCAAUUGCGGAUGAAGUGCAGUUUAAAUUUGAUAGGUGCCAUCGGGCAUUUCUCGAAUCAGUACGAGAUCUUCCCAUUUUUGGUAUUGGCCAUUCUCUGGGAUCUGUCAUCCACCUUUUGAUUGGAUCAAGAUAUGCUGUUGAAAGAAGUGGAAAUGUACUAAUGGCAUUCAAUAACAAGGAGGCAAGCUCCGCAGUUCCUUUAUUCUCCCCGGUGUUUGUUCCAAUGGCUCAGAGCAUGGGGCCUCUCUUAUCACAAAUUGCAUCAUCACCGACGUUUCGUCUAGGGGCAGAGAUGACUAUGAAACAAUUACAAAAUCUUAGCCCUCCAAUAAUGAAGCAAGCUCUUCCUUUAGUUGAGCAGCUGCCUCCCCUGUACAUGGACCUUGUGAGGGGAAGAGAAGAUUUUACACCAAAGCCGGAGGAAACUCGACGACUUGUAAAGUCAUACUAUGGCAUCUCCCGAAAUCUCCUCAUAAAGUUCAAGGAUGAUAUGAUAGAUGAAACUCUGAUGCUAGCUCAGUUACUUAGCUCAGAAGCUGCAAUUAGUUCGAUGCUGGACAUGUCAACCCGGUCGUUGCCUGGCAAUCAUGGGCUACCCUUGCAGCAGGCCCUUCCGGACAUACCACCAGCAAUGGCGGACGCAGUGAACAGAGGUAGCGAGCUCUUUACCAAUCUAGCUGUCGGAACGCCAUGGGAGACUGUUGCAAAAGAAGUGGGAAACACAUUAGGCGUAGACUCAAAAGUCCUCCGGGCUGAAGCAUCCAAGGAUCUAGACCUGCUUGUGGAAGUGGUAACAUCUUGGAUGUCCUCAAACAUGGGUCCGAAUCUCUUGAGGCCGUAAAUGAUGUCAUGGGCGUACACAACACAUACAGUUUGCCACCAUCCCAUAUAAUUCAGUUGAUGUGUAUAAUAUACAGAUACUGCGAUGAUUAUUCCAAAUUGGUCACCCCCUUCAGUUAUGGUUCUUAUCUGAAUGCAAGAUUGUCCCGACUGGCCGCCAUACACGCGCAACAGCAUCAUCAUGUCAUGGCAUCCGUGUGGACUCAUUUUGCUUCUUUGCAUAUUGUUCUGUUUCAAGUAGACUCGCAAUUGCUGUAAUUAUAAAUUCUUCCAAUGCUUUCUUGGGGUCUCUAUAUAUUGAAAUAUUAUUCACAGGAAGGAAGGUUGUAUAUCAAUAAUAGAAAAAACGUCACAGACUUCAUAUUUGUAAAUGUACUGAUUUCCCCUUA
This is a messenger RNA of Cucurbita pepo subsp. pepo (vegetable marrow), 1501 nucleotides long. RefSeq lists its product as uncharacterized. Lineage: Eukaryota; Viridiplantae; Streptophyta; Magnoliopsida; Cucurbitales; Cucurbitaceae. The record is from RefSeq and is a predicted model, not a curated record.